GAGAGCUGAGCUGGGAUGGAGCAUGGCCCACAUACCACAGAGGAAGUCAAUGGCUCCUUCUAUCAGCCCUCAGCUUUCUUCAUGAUGGGCAUCCCAGGCCUGGAAGCCUUUCACCACUGGAUCUCCAUCCCUUUCUGUGCACUGUACCUUAUUGCUCUCUUGGGAAACUGCAUGAUCCUAUUCAUCAUAAAGAAGACCCAAAGUCUUCAUGAACCUAUGUACUACUUCCUCUCCAUGCUGGCAGUCACUGACCUGGGCUUAGUUUUCUGUACCCUGCCCACUACCCUGGGCAUUUUUUGGUUUAAUAUGCGAAGGAUUGGGUUUGAUGCUUGCCUCACUCAGAUGUAUUUUAUCCACAUACUGUCCUUCAUUGAAUCCUCUGUGCUCCUGGCGAUGGCAUUCGACUGCUUCAUUGCCAUCUCCCAUCCUUUGAGACAUCCAUCCAUACUGACCAAGACGACUGUCAUGAAAAUAGGUCUGGCAAUUAUAGUGAGAGCUAUGGUCUCCCUCCUUCCCAUCCCCUUCUUGCUCAAGAGACUGACCUACUGUGGGAAGACUGAGCUUUCUCACUCUUUUUGUUUCCACCCUGAUAUCAUGAACCUUGCAUGUGCAGAUACAAAAGUCAAUGUCUUCUACGGUAUGAUUGUUCUCUUAUCAACGGUGGGGAUGGACUUCAUCUUCAUUGUGCUGUCCUACAUCCUGAUCAUUAAAACUGUGGUCAGCCUUGCAACCAAGGACGAGUGUCUCAAGGCUCUGAACACAUGUGUCUCCCACAUCUGUGCUGUUCUAGUGUUCUUCAUCCCAAUGAUCGGGCUGUCCAUGAUCCAUCGCUUUGGAAAGAAUGUUCCUCCUCUGGCUAACACUUUGGUGGCCUACACCUACCUUAUUAUCCCCCCUGCUCUCAACCCCAUUAUCUACAGCAUAAAAUCCAGCCACAUCCGUGAGGCUUUGCUCAGGGCACUGUGGAAGAAGAGUGAAUCUGGCUGGUCCUCCACCAGUUCUGCCAGAAAGCACUAGUGGACUGGUUUCUUGUCCAGAAGUAGUGGACUGGUUUCUUUGUGCUCCAUUCACACAGGUCACUCCAGAUGUAAGAACUGCAGAUCCACUCGGAUGCUGUCCCUCAACCCAGAGCUGUGAUCCUCCAUGUUUUGUCCCAGCAUGAUGUUUUUGUCCCUUCCAGAAGCCUGCAAACUCCCCAAGCGUGAAUGCCAGUGAUCUAGACGGAUGCCCCAGUCAGAGGGAGACAAUUAAAGGAAAAUGGGCUGCAUGGUUUUCUCUUUGCAAGUCAGAGAAUCAUAGAAUCAACUCUGUUGGAAAAGACCUUUAAGAUCAUCAAGUCAAAUCAAUGGACUUGACAAUCAAUGGACCUGUAAGAUCAUCAAGUCAUGCAAUGGGGUGGAUAAAGUAUCUGCAACGCAUGUUGUGCUAACUCUAGUAGCCAGAUAACAGCGAGUAAGCUUCACUCAGACUCACUUGCAUGUGGUCAUUGUUCCCUCACUGCAUGCUACAGCAUAGGCAUAGCUAACCCAGGCAGCAAGCUCAAUAGGGCCAAGAGUUUGGAGCCACUCUGAAUAUCUCAGUCAUUGUCCAACUGGAAACACACCACAAAAUGGAGUCCAGCUCCAGAAGCACAGAACAUUUUCUGAGGGUUAGGUCCUGUUAAGUUGGCAAACAGCACUCAGUCCAGCCAUUGUUUUGCAUUGAAUGUAGUGUUUGUGUGCAGUAUCUUCAAUAAAAGAACAUCU
Molecule: messenger RNA, 1745 nt
Organism: Strigops habroptila (Kakapo)
Lineage: Eukaryota; Metazoa; Chordata; Aves; Psittaciformes; Psittacidae
Product: olfactory receptor 51G2-like
Exons: 1
Coding region: 16-1017 (333 amino acids)
Biological process (GO): G protein-coupled receptor signaling pathway
Cellular component (GO): membrane
Molecular function (GO): G protein-coupled receptor activity; olfactory receptor activity
Source: RefSeq, a predicted model, not a curated record